AUGGAGCACCAGUCAAAACCCAAACCGACUGUAAGAGUGAAUCCUCAGAGCUCUGUCUACACUGGAGAGACCAUCACUCUGAGCUGUGAGCUGCAGUCAGCUGGAUGGAAGUUUCAAUGGUACAAAUAUAAUGAGCAGUUGCAGCUUUUGAGCACUGAAACUGUACCCAAAAACAAAUUCCGUGUGACAGUCGGUAACGCAGGAGAAACAGUGUAUCAGUGUACAGCAUGGAGGUAUAACUCGUGGACAGACACAUACUACUACACAGAGAACAGUGAUCAAGUGUUCAGUGGAGACGCUGUCACUCUGAGAUGUGACAUACAGGAUGAAAGUGUCUCUAGCUGGCAGUACAGCUGGUAUAAAGAUGCUUCACACAGUCCUGUCAGUAGUGAACAGGUGUACAGGAUCAGUGGUGUUGAAGUGACCCACACAGGUAAAUACACCUGUAGAGGAGCAGAGAGAGGAGGCUCACACUCCUCAUACUUCAAGAGACCAUGGGCAGUACUGAGUGUAUCUCCACAGAGCUGGCUCACUGAAGGAGACUCAGUGACUCUAAGCUGUGACGUUACAGACUCCUCUACAGACUGGACAUUCAGCUGGUACACAGCUGUUCCCUACAGAAACGGCUUAACUCAAAUAAAACAUAAUCAUGGCUAUAGCAUGUAUGUGGAGCUCCUCUCAGACAGCAGCAGAGGAUCUGGAGGCUCCUACACUCUCAGUCCUGCUGCUCUAAAACACACAGGAGUUUAUAUGUGCAGAGGAGAGAGAGGAGAACCAGCCGUUCACACACAGUACAGCAAUCCACAGCCACUAUGGAUCACUGGUGAAUCUCCUCCAGUCUCUCUGAUCAUCAGUCCCAGCAGAACUCAACACUUUACUAAAGACUCUCUCUCACUGAGCUGUGAGGACCAGAGUAUCUCUACUGGAUGGACAGUGAGACGAUACACACACAGUGAGGGAGUGUUAGAUUGUUCACGGUGGGGAUCAGUUACAGGAUCUACAUGUAAAAUCAGCUUCCUCUCCACAUCACACACUGGAGUUUACUGGUGUGAGUCUGAAUCUGGAGAAAAUAGUAAUCCUGUCAACAUCACAGUGCAUGGUGAGUCUUCAUGUAGUGUGUUUAGUGUCAAAGGAAAAAUGACCAUUUCUUUCAGACUGUAUACAAGUAUGAGUGCUUGCUUACCGAUGCCCAUACUGGUAAUCCUGCAGCUCAUACAAACGAACUGCGUCGCACCGAAUCUAGCAGCGCCCCACAAAAAGCCUGCAGCAACACCUUCCAGCCCCCAUGGCGAUGUGAUCCUGGAGAGUCCUGUCCAUCCUAUGACUGAGGGACAUCCUCUGACUCUACACUGUUUAUAUCGCAGCAGAAAUUCCUCAAACCUCCGAGCUGAUUUCUAUAAAGAUGGAUCAGUUCUCCAGACACAGACUACAGGAGAGAUGAUCAUCUAUAACCUCUCAAAGUCAGAUGAAGGUUUCUACCACUGUAAACACCCAGAGAGAGGAGAGUCACUGAAAAGCUGGCUCUUAGUCAGAGCGUCAGGUCCAUCACGUGCAGAAGCUCCAUUCUCAGUGUUCAUGCUGAUCAGUAGUGUAGUGACGGCCUCUCCGUAUCUGCUGGUGACCAUCAUUCUGCUGGUCAAAUGUUACAGAGCUCGAGCUCACACUGAUGAAGAGAGAAUUGAGAAUGCAGUCAUAGAGGAGUGAGCAAAGUUCAUCUAACAAAAAGAAGAUGCAUUUACUGUAAAAAUAAUUUCAUAAUUUCUCAUUCUUUAGGGCUUUGUGAGGUUUUAAAAUAAUACAUAUUGAUCAAGAGAAAAUUGUGAUGUAUUGUCUGAGGGUUGAGCUGUGCUUCUGCAAAAUAACAUCUGACAUGUGGGAAAUAAAUAUGUCUGCUAUUGAAGUGAGUUUAAUCUCAACAUGGUGACCUGCACACUAAAACCUCAAAACACUUCAUCUAACUGUAAUGAGGUUUAAGCAAACACAGUAAUCUGUGCAAAAUGGUUGCUUUAAGUCCAGAAAUUAUAGAAUGAUACUCUACUCUGUCAGUUGCUGGACCUCUUUUAAUGCAAAUCACGCCAUCCUAUUGUUUUAUUCCAAUGGAAGAGAAUGAGAUGAAACAAGAUUAAGUCCAAGAUGGAAACUAGCAUCGUUGGGAGGAAACUAAAGACUAGUAGGUUUGUUCUGUGCUAGGACAUGCACUACUGAGAUUUGCUU
Messenger RNA from Pangasianodon hypophthalmus (striped catfish), 2214 nucleotides. Its product is annotated as Fc receptor-like protein 5. Bases 1 to 1704 code for a protein of 567 amino acids. NCBI's taxonomy places the organism in Eukaryota, Metazoa, Chordata, Actinopteri, Siluriformes, Pangasiidae. The transcript has 9 exons. The record is from RefSeq and is a predicted model, not a curated record. Gene Ontology annotation, biological process: cell surface receptor signaling pathway. Gene Ontology annotation, molecular function: transmembrane signaling receptor activity.